UUCGGCACAUAUUGAUAUUUAUUCAGCCCUUAUAGUAAAUGUGAUGAACUAUUCGUUUCUACUACGUUAGGCAAAAUUCAUUUCAUUGUGUGAAAAAGACGUUUAUUAAUCGUUUUGAAAUAUGGCAACUUACAAAGGAGCUGCCUCUGAAGCGGGCAGAGCAAUAAACCUCAUAAAGAAGAGACAGAAGGAGCAAGAAGAGAUAGAAGCAAAGAAGAAAAAGAUUGAAGAAGAGUUGAAGAUUGGGGCUAUCAGUAAUAAGUUUGCUGCUCACUACGAUGCCAUUGAACAGACCCUCAAGUCCAACACAAUUGGCUUGGUUACACUGACAGAGAUGCGAGCAAAACAGGAGAGUGUUGUAAAGGAGAGAGAGAAGCAACUGGCAAAAAAGAAUGCAGAAGCAAGACUCAUGGAACAACAGAAGGAAGACAAAAAAAGAAAAGAACAGAGAAAAAUUACGAUGCUGUCAUUUGACCUGGAAGAAGAUGUCGAGGAUAGUGAAGAAGAUGAUGAUGAUGACGAUGACAUCAACACGGAAGUGAAGGAGACUACUGGAGAGAAAAAAGAACUUGUGAUAGAAGAGAGUGCCACACAGAACAGUAAACUGACAGAAGGAUCUGACAGUAAACAGACAGAAGGAUCUGACAGUAAACCGACAGAAGGAUCUGACAGUAUACCGACAGAAGGAUCUGACACUAAACCAACAGAAGGAUCCGACGAGAAACUGUCCAGUGAUGAAGAGGAAGACUGGAGAAUACAACUAGCCAACAGACUACAGAAAAAGAAAAAAAGAUUUGGUAUGAACCCUGAGGUGGACACAAGUUUUUUGCCAGACAGAGAUCGUGAUGAAGAAGAGAAUCGUUUGAGGGAACGUAUUCAGAUGGAGUGGGAGUCUCGACAAGCCAGUAUUAAAAACGAAGAGAUUGAAAUCACAUACAGCUACUGGGAUGGGUCUGGCCACCGGCGACAGGCUCGCAUGAAGAAGGGCAACAGUAUCCAGCAGUUCCUGCACAAGUGUUUAGAGGCACUCAGACGAGAGUUCAAUGAUCUCAAAUCUGUGACCGUCGACCAGCUGAUGUACGUCAAGGAAGAUCUCAUUAUUCCUCACCACUACUUGUUUUACGACUUCAUUGUCACGAAGGCCAGAGGGAAAAGUGGGCCACUGUUUAACUUUGAUGCCCAUGAAGACAUUCGUGUUGUCAGUGACGCUCGGAUUGAGAAGGACGAAAGCCAUGCUGGUAAAGUGUGCUUGCGAAGCUGGUACGAGAGAAACAAACAUAUUUUCCCUGCCAGUCGCUGGGAGCCAUACGAUCCCGAAAAGAAAUGGGACAAUUAUUCCAUAUCGGAUAAAAACGCAGCUAAAAUUACUGUAAAGUAACUGUCAAAAUAAAAUAUGUACAAAUAUU
This is a messenger RNA of Gigantopelta aegis, 1406 nucleotides long. Its product is annotated as protein FAM50 homolog. Gene Ontology annotation, biological process: chromatin organization. Lineage: Eukaryota; Metazoa; Mollusca; Gastropoda; Neomphalida; Peltospiridae. The transcript has 6 exons. The record is from RefSeq and is a predicted model, not a curated record. Gene Ontology annotation, cellular component: nucleus. Bases 122 to 1378 code for a protein of 418 amino acids.